Messenger RNA from Prorocentrum cordatum, 1987 nucleotides. The record is from the annotation of a GenBank genome assembly. Lineage: Eukaryota; Dinophyceae; Prorocentrales; Prorocentraceae.
CACGCACACAUCCGUAGCUAUUUAGGCUCAAGCCAGCAUCCCUGGUGCCAGGGCGGGCAGGUGCGCGCCGUGCCUCUCCAUCACGUAGGGGAGCGGCUCUGUCCUGCUCCCCGUGUCGCGGCCCCUGCGAUGGGGGCCAUGACAACGGCGCGAAGGGUGUGGCUGCGGUCGCGCGCUGCCAGGCGCUGGUGGCGCUUGCCCCGUCUGUGCGGGCUGCUGCAGCUGGUGCGGCUGAGGGGGGCGGAGGGCGCCACCGCGCCGCUGCGGCUGCCGCGACCCUCUGCACUGGCGUGGAGCUCGCCCCCGAACUGGCGCCGAUGGACUCGGUGGUGGGCGAGGAGGCCCGAGCGCGGGAGCGGCUCGCGAGGCCGUGCCUCACGGAGCAGGUGGCGGCGGGCCGCGUGGGCGUGCUGCCCCGCCCCUCGGGCGGCCGCGAGGUCUGCCGCGACUGGGCGCGGCGCGCCGAGUUCGGCAUCGGCGCCGAGCAGGUUCCGACCACGGCGCGCGAGGCUGGAUGCCGCGCCCGCGGGCCGAUGCGCCGCGCCAAGGCGUUCGACGAGGAGGAGGGCCAGGGGGAGGUUGUCCUGGACCCCGCCCCGCCCUUCCCCUCCAUGCUGGGACCGCUCGGCGGGGCCCUCGGCGAGGGGCCCGCCAUGCCCACGGCGGCGGCGAACGCCGAAUCGGCCGACCGCGCCGACGGGGCCCUCGAGGAGCGCGGCGCGCUCGCCGUGGAGCUCCGGGAGACCUGCGCCCGGCUGGAGGCUGCCGCCGGCGUCGCCGCGGAGGCGAGCGCGGCGCUCGCGGAGGCCGAGGGCCGCGCCCAGGUCCGCGCGGAGGAGCGCGAUAGGCUCGCCCUGGCGCUCGCGGAGGCGGAGGGCCGCCUCCAGGACGUCGCGGAGGAGCGCGACAGGCUCGCCCUGGCGCUCGAGGGCGUGAUGGGGGCGCGGCCAGGCCCGCACGGAGGAGCGCGACGUGCUGGCCGAGGAGCUCUCCAAGACCCACGCCCAGCUCGAAGCCAACGCAGCCCUGCUGAUGGAGGCGCGGGAAGGGGCCGUGGACGUGGCCUAAACGUUGGCGGUCGACGGCGGCACGGACCUCGACGACGUCGUAGGCUCGACUGCUUCCGCCGGGGUCGAUGUGCAGAGCGUGGUGGACCCCGUCCCCCACUACGCGGAGGCGCAGGAGCAGGCGGAGGAGCUGGACGACCAUGACGGCGUCUUCUGCGCUUCGCCUGCGGCGCGGAGUAUGUCCAAGUAGCAGGCGCGCCUGGCGCGCCGUGCUGCGGCGGCCCCGUCGGCUGGGGAUCGCGUGGAGGUCAUGAUUCCGUUCGUCCCAUUCCGCCAGACCCGACGGGUGCCCAUUGGGUCCGAGGCGUCGUGGUAGACGAGGGCGCCCCCCAGGACGCCGUGGCGGCAGCCAUUUGGAACAAGCCUCGCCUGACCUGACUCGGCGGCCACAGCAUCGGAGGAGCAGUGGCGUCGAAGCAGGACUGGCGCUGUUUCCGUAAGCUGGCCGAUGGCGACACCUGAUGCUGUGGCCUCAGGUGGUCCGUGGUGGCCUGUGGCAUGGCGAGCAGGCGGGGGCCGUUCGGGUGGGGAGCGGCCGUCCUGCUCUUCUGAUCGAGGCUCGGCUUGGGCAAGCUUGAUCGUACGUUUCAGUAUCUGUAUGGUGUUUCACUUGGGCAGGGUUUGGGCCGAAGUGCCUGACCCUGCGCGCUGGCCUCUGGGCUGGUGCGUCGUGGUGCCUCGGAGUUUCCUGGGGUCCCGUUCUGAAGUUUUUGGAGGGCAGGGGCCGAAGCGCCUUUGCUUCUGGAGCUCUCGCUUUCGGUAAUAUGUUGGGGAUUGCCUGCUCUCGUGCUUUCAGGUUUUGCCCUGGGGCCCCUAAGCGGCCCAUGUGGGCCCUCGCAGGUGCAGGCCGCGGUCAGUUGCUCCCGCGUGGCUGGACGUGCGCCGUCGACGGCCCAACGCAUGCAAACGCAAACGCAGAC